This is a messenger RNA of Acyrthosiphon pisum (pea aphid), 9978 nucleotides long. RefSeq lists its product as uncharacterized. The transcript has 10 exons. Lineage: Eukaryota; Metazoa; Arthropoda; Insecta; Hemiptera; Aphididae. The record is from RefSeq and is a predicted model, not a curated record. The coding region runs from base 6377 to 7765 and encodes 462 amino acids. Gene Ontology annotation, biological process: sensory perception of taste. Gene Ontology annotation, cellular component: neuronal cell body; dendrite; axon.
AUCUAUAAUAGUGAUAUUACUAACAACUUGAUAGUGUUAAAUUUGUUAAUGCCUUCAAGAUGCAACCUAAUAUAAAAAUUUCGUAAAGAACUAUGUAAAUGACGUGUUGAUGAAGUGGUGGUAGGCAAGCCUAUUGUAACCCAUCGCUCAUUAUUUUUUGUUUGUAUGUGCUCUAAAAAUUUAAAAUUUUCAAAAAAAUCUUCAAAAAGGUCCACUAUAGCAGAAUAAUUUUCCGAACGCUAUUCUAUAUGCGUACCUAAUAAUGUUGAAUAGAUGUAUAAAUGUAUAAUAAUAAUUCUAUACAAGCUUAAGCCAUGGGUUUGAUAACAGUAUAACACUUAUUAUAAUAUAAUAUAUAAACAGCUGUAUAUUAUCCGUAUCCGUAUCCUGACCACGCUUUAUAUUUAAGUUCAAAUAAUGGUUUCAGAAAACUAAACAAGACAUGGCUUUCGAAAAAAUAUUACAUUUUGAUUUUUGGACAUAUAAUGCUAUAUGCUUACUUAGUUGUUUGUUUCCGCUGAUUGGUAGAAAAAUAGAAGUAACUACGGCGCGGCCGCCACUGGAAACGUCAACAAGUAUAAACGGAUAUGAAAUCCACGAGUAAUUUGAAAAUAAAUGGAGCCUAUGAUAAUUUUCUAUAAUAUGUUUGCAGAUACGUGGAGAGUCGUAAUCGUAUUUGUAUUAGUCGUCGGAAACAUAGUGCCGGCGUGCUUUUCGUACAACUUUCCGGGUAUUCAAAAGAAAGCUGGUUCCGCGUACAACCUACUCUUUCAAGUUGGUUGAAAAUCCGACCAGAAAAACAAUAUGUUUAAUGAUUGUACCUAAUACCUACUACAUUUAUUCUCGGCGAUUUAGGAUUUUUGCAAAUUGGGAAUACUGACUGUAGACCUUCAGUUUGCGUGGUUUUGUUGGACUCUCGAAGACGGAUUUUUAAGGCUGAAUAACGUCUUGCAGCAGAUGACGGUUUCGUCCGGGAUACCGACCACGACGGCGACAAAAAGUCAAGGCAGGGAAACGAUCACGGCGAGAAAUAAUUAUUAUCACAGGUGUAAGUAUACACUAUAGGUAAUAUACAUAUUAUCAUCGAUUAUAAAUACAGUAAAACCUCGAAUCGGUUGGGGGUAAAAAAAAAAUUCGAGUUGUUGAAAAUUCAAGUUUAGAAAAAAUUGUGUGUACAUAUUGAAAUGCAGGGGCGAAAAUAUUCCUUCGAAAAUUCGACUUAUAGACGUUCGAGUUAUCGAGGUUUCACUGUACCAGUAUUUAUAAUCAAUGAUAUUAUAUACAUCGAUAGAACAGUAUAAUAAGACUGCAGUACAGCCAUGGGUGUGCGCAGGGGGUAGCCAUGCAGAGGGUACAUGAUAUGUUUGGGCACCUCUUGACAUUUUGCAAUUGAGGCCCUAAAAGUCAAACCAUCAAUCGGGGGUCGUAUGACAUAUUAUGUUAUUAGUUAAUACUAAAUAAAAUAUAAUUUUUUCCAAAGUAAGUGACACAGCUCCAGCAAUCAGCAUCUUAUCUUCAAAUGUUUUUUUAAUAAAAAUAAAAACUAUUCGUUCAAUACUCAAUAGACAAUAAAAUAUUGUAUUGGUAUUUAAAAAAAAAAUAUUCUACUUCAGAGUGUACAGAAAUAUUAAAAACAUAAUAAUUAUAUAAUUAUUAUACAGGUUGUCCCAUAUUCAAAAAUCAAAUCCGAAUGUCCUAAGUCCGACUAUGUACGAGCCUCCGCUUCAAUAUCCCGAACCUAUUACCUAUAUUAACCAGUGGUAACAUUAUAUUUAAACAUUGUUAUUUUUGGUCUUUUGGCAGACGAAGUCUACAGGGUGGAAGUGGCGUACGGGAAACUGAUGCAUGGUGCGACACUGGUCUGCAGCGUCUGCGAGGAACGCGUCCUGAUAAAUACGUCGUGUUACAUGUUCAACACGAUAUGUGGUCUGUUCGACACGAUUUCGGCGUAUAGGACUCGGGGGGCACCACUUCUCUUGGCCAUCAUGCACCUUUCGUGGGUGGUGAACUGUGCCGGUAGAAUUGCUCUAGUGUGUUUCGCCGCGUCUUCGGUCGUCGACCAGGUAUACUUUGGUAUACGCAUGUUCCGCUCAUAUUGUAUAUUGCCUAUUUGUCUAUGUACUAUAUAGUAUAAAGAUAGUGUAGACACUAUAUAGAUUGUGUAUAAGUACAGUUAAAUAUCUAUUAUUAUAUAAUAUAAUAUGUACCGCGGCUGAGUGUCUUUUCACGGCGUGGGUCCUUAACCUUACAUACGCACACAAUAAUAUUAUAUUUUAUCGUUUGGUGGAAAUUUCAAAUUAGUAUCCUUUAUGAUGUUAUUUAUUACUGUACAUAAAUAAUUGCAGCUCAUAAAAUAUAUUAAACUGUCGUUAAAUGAGACACAGAAGUCAGAAACUCUAUUUUUUAAUUUGAUUUUCUGUGUAACAGACAGGCAUUAGUUAAACUAAGCGUUAAAAAAACAGUUAUUUUCAAAUAAAUCCAAAGUGAUUGUUUUAUUAUUUUAAAAUUGAGUUUAUUGGAAUACCAAAGAAAAUAGGUUCCAUAACCGAUAAUAAUAUUUUGAUACGUCGUUGGCGUGUUACGUAAUAAUAUGUAAGAAAUAUUUUUCUACACAUGUUAUAAUUAUUAGUACUUAGUAGGUAAUAGCCACAAGUUAAUAUGUAUAUAUUAUUAUAUUAAACUGGUAUAUACUUUAGAAACUAUUUUCAACUUCUUAAAGGUUCUAAACAAACAAGGUGUAACUGGUUCAAGUUCCCUACAACUAAAUAAAUUAAGUUAAUAUUUAAAUAAUUCUACCAUCUCGAAAAGUUUGCCCAACCGACUAUAUAGUUGCCCUGGUUCUAAAUACAUGCAAUUAUAUUUUAUCAUUUGGGGUUGAGUAUGACGUGUGUCACGUAUAUCAUUUAGUGUGUGUGUUUUAGCCUACACCACGAACCAAUACCUAAGUAUAAAAUUAAAAUAAGUAAUAAUAAUCCGUAUAAAGAGAUUUUAUAAUAAUGUGUACCUAUACUAUCUAUGUCCUAUACUGCACUGCAGGAUGACCGUCUACACGACUUGGCUCAGAUCGCGAGAGAAACGUUAGACGUGAACGGUGACUGUUGGGAGGUACGUAAUACGAUUAUACAUAAUAUAUAAAUUAUAAAAUAUACAUAUUUUAAAUUUAUCGAAUGCAUACCAAUCUCUGUAAAUGCUCACGUGGCGAAUAUUCUUCAACCAAAUUGUUCAUUAUGUUUUUUGUUAUCGCAUAAUUAUUGUUUUAUCCCCCCAAAACCGUACAAGGUACAACACACCUGUCAGCUUAAUCGACUUAUAGGCCCUUUUCUCAGCUAGGACAGUGUACAAAAAUAUAUUAUUAUCUAAUAUAAUAGGCGUGUUUCAGAUGAAACGAUUGUCCAGGCGUCUGAGACAUAGCAAAGUGAAAUUUGACGUCUGUGGUAUGGUGACGGUGGACAAGACGCUUUUAUCGUCGGUAAGGCAAAUUAUGGACAAAACAAUACAUUUAAAUCAAAAUUCAAAAUGAUAUAAUUUUGCAGUUGGCUAAAUACAAUAAAAGGGCCAUUUUACAAUUAGUUUGUUUUCAAAAUAAAAUGGUCUGUUUCCAGGCAGUGAUCAGUGUAAUUUCGUAUUUGGUGAUCGUGUUGCAGUACAACUACAGUUAAACAAAAUUCCAGCAAAUCGGUUUAAUUUAAAUAAUAGCGUAUAUCCACGGCCACAACACGAAUACUUAUUAUAUUAUUAUACAUCCAUUGUCAUUCAAUAUACAAUAUGUCUUAUAAUUACGUUGCUAUUAUAUACAAGUCAAGGUCAUCAUUAUCGUAAUAUUGUUUAAACAUAUACAGUGAUAUACUUGAUAUCCCUGUCAUGACUUGCACAGGUGCAUGUUGAACCACAAGCACUAAUAGACUAUGGACAAAUGGUGGUUAGAUAUUAAUAUAAUAAUAUGUUACAUUAUAUUAUUCUAAUAUACGACAAUAAUUGUAAUUUUAUUAACUUCUCGUUUGUAUAGUGUAUACCAUAGGUACCCACUACCCACUACCUGUAUAGUUAUACAAUUCAAUAGUAUAUUAUAGUAUAGUUUAUAAUAUUAAAAACUGUAUUCAACACAAAUUAAAGAAUUCUUUUAAGAAUCGCGUUAUUUUUUUUCUUGCGAUUGUCAACUAAAAAAUUAUUUGAGAUUAAGCUUUACAAAAAAAGGCUGUCAUUAAACCACUUAGGGUAUAUAGCAUAUAUUAUAUAAUAAUGUAUGAAUGGAACCUUAAUUUUUCACCAUGGUACAGUACUCCAGUGUACCACCAUCAGGUGUGUAUAAAACCGGUAUUUGUCUUUUUUAAAUAAUAAAUAUACAAUAUUGCUAUAUUAUUAUAUUAUACUACAUUACUACUAGCUGGUCCUGAACGGACCUCGUUGCCCGUGACAAAUCAAAUAAUACCAGUGAAUUAACCCUGUUACUCCGUAACAUAAUAUAAACUACACACAUUUUUAACAGCCAUUAGGCGGCUUUGACAAAAAUAUAAAAUACUGGUCUAAACUCUAAAAUUAUAUAAAAUAAUAAUAAUUUAUGAACAUUUUAUAUUCUGUAAUCAACGGAAUUACCUAGAUGUCGUCGAUAAUCAUAUAUUGUUUUUUUCUCUUUUCUGUGGUUUUAGUACUUACGUCAAGUAAUGAGCCCCCUCCCUCCUCACUUAAUUUUUGCACCCUGCGGUAUCGUGCCAUGGUGGUAAUGUGGUAUAACGUUUCAAUAAAAAUAUACAAGUCCUUUAUAUUAUUAUCUUAUUAGUCCGUGGUACAUUGUACAUAUUUUAAUACUUGCUAUUUAGACAAUACGCACGAUGCAUAUUGACACAUGUGACAUAAUAUAAUAUAAUUAAUUAUUAUUAUUAUAUUAUUGAUAUUAAUAUAUUCUGUGAUAUUAUACAUAAUAUACAAUCCGAGAAUCUUACAUUCUUACCACAGAAAUACAGAAUAGAUUAAUCGAACAAUAAAUAAAUACAGAUAAUGAAUACUACUGUCACGGUCACGCGAAGGACCGAGUUAAGGUAAGAUACAUGAUAUACAUUAUACAGCACAAAUGCUGUGGUUUAUAGUUUAUACCACGCCGAAGUAAAUAUAUAAUAUCAAAUGUUUGUUAUAAUGACCUACGACCAGUACGACCUACGUUAAAUUAGUAAGUUAUCAACAUAGACGACCGUAUAUACAUUGAGUCUAUUUGGAUUAAGUUAUUUUGAUCUUUGAGACGUAUCCAGAACAUGACUGUUUAGAAAAAUAAUAUAUUUUAUGAACUAGCUAGGUAUAUAUACUAUACUACUAUACUAAACUACUAUAUACUAUAUUAUUAUAAUGCUUUAUAAUUAAGUAUAAAGUCAUAUAUUAUAAUGAGCGCGUAAUUACAGUUUUAACCUCAGGACGCACUUACUACAUGUAUACUACGUAACUGCGUAUAUUAUCAUAAGUCAUUACAAAUAAAUCGAACUAAAUUAAUUUUUUAGACUAUCGAUUCCAUAAAAAAUGUCAAAAUACUAUUUAUCGUGUGUAUUCAAAUUUCCAACAUAACAUAUCAGUGUUAUGGCACGUAUAAGAAUAUACAGACACAUUGUUCUGCGUUACCGCCUACAUCUGGUGUCCGAGUAUCUCUAUUAUGCUCCUGUAUAUUAAGCUCCUCUUAAACAUGACUUAAACUUUUCAAUUAGAAUAUAAUAUAUUAAUAUGAUAUCGAUAUUAAUUUAAUGUGGAAUUGAUAUUACUAUUAUUGUUAUUUGACAAAUAAUUGAAUUACAAUUGCUUAAAAGCAAUUUUUUUAAUUGGCGUAGUAUAUUUUCCAUAUUCUAAAAGUGCCAAUUCCAAAUAAUUCCGGCCUCUACUAAUAACUAGAUAAUAAGAAAACCUGAAAAUGUUUAGGUUAUGUUUUCUUUUGACCUAUUAAAGUCCAACGAUUAGGCUACAAUACUGUGCACACAAUAAUAAAAAAAUAAUACAGUUAAUACAUAGGUAUUUGAUAACAUUUACUAGCAAGUCAUGAUUCAUGAUUAUCAGAAAGCCGUAUACACAUCAUAAUAUUGGUAGCACUUUAUCAAGGUCAAAAAUAUUUUUUUACUAACAAUACUAUUGUACAAUUAUCAGUUGUACACACAAACAUUAUAAAAGUCAAAAGUUUAUUAUCCAAAAAAUUCAUUUUUCGUAUUAAUAAGUAAUAACUAUUGUUAGGUCUUUAUGGAUUAAUAUUAGCGAAAACAAAAACAGCCAAUCACAAUAUUAUGGAUAGUGACUGUAUACUCAUAUUAUAUAUAUACCUAAAUCACAAUCGUAGUUGCUGUAUAUAGGUACUUUAUCAAAUAAUAUUACUAAAAAUAAUAAUUCAUUUCAGUUUUGUACGGCAAACAUGAAAGUCAAUUUAUCCAUUGUGUUUAAGAGUUUUUCUGUUCCCUAUUACUAUUCAAUAUUGUUCGGAUGGAUGCCCAUCCGUAUACCAAAGAAUGACAGCGAAAUGAAAAACAAGAGUUUGUGGUGUAUACCUGGAUUAAUUUUUUCGUUGAGUUAUAUCAUACUACUAAUAGUUUCCGGAAGCACUACUCAGGCAUUAAGAAAUGCAAUCAAGUACCAAGGAAAUAGAACUUUGAGUAAUAUAACAAUUCACGAUCGUAUACAGAUUGUAGUGGGACCUAUGUUCAUAAUAUCUCUGUGGUUGAAUCAAACGAUUAUGAUCAUAAUACACAUAUUGAUGCCGUUCCAUUUAAAAGGACUAAGAACUGUUUUCAAGCUCUUCAAUGUUUUUUUCAAGUGCCAUGGCUCGAUUAUAGGGGACGAGAACACCAUUAACAUGAUAGCACGCAACACUAACAUUGAAUCCGGCAUGAUGAUCAUAAUGAACACAGUUCUGUCGAUCGUAUCGGUUACGACAAGUUUCAAUAGGAUAAGACUGACCUUUGCUUGGAAACUGUACAUCUUGAUCGACAAUGUUAUUCACAAACUAGCGGCGAUUUCGCUGUGUGUCCAAUUCUGGUGUAUGUGUUCAGUAUUGGCAAAAUGCUAUAAGUGUCUCAACGUAUCUCUGGAUAGACUUCGAAUCCGAAAAAAUCAUGUGACGAUACGCCCCCCGGGCUUAUUCACAAUGCCAGACCGGUUGACGCUACCGACGAAUAUGGUAACGCACAUCCGGAAGUUAAACCAAGCACACACUGACCUCUGUUCCAUCCUCGAUCACACAAACGGCGUUUAUCAGGUGUGUACCGACAUUUUCAAUAUACGACUUGUUGUGUAUUAUAUUUUAUACUAUUUCGUUCUUAUGACGUGUUGUAUAUAUCUGCACAAGGUGCUGAUCCUUUUGAGCAUCAUCACUUGCGUACUAAGCAUGCUGCCUCAUUUAUUCGUUUUGGGAAUUAUCAUGGCAUAUUCAAAUUUUAAAAUCACACCACAAUUAUCCAUGGUCAUAUGGCCGCUCCACUACAUGAUAAGGGUAUAUAUCGUGUGCAAAGCCGCUUCAAUUGCGUCCAACGAAGCCAGACGGACAAAAACUAUUCUCAAUGCUGCAUUUCACAAACAUUUGACAGACGACGAAAAAAACGGAAUAAAAGGUUUCUUGGAAAGGAUUGAUAAUAAGAAAAUAAGAUUUUCUUUAUACGGCUUGAGCUAUUUGGACGACGAAUAUUUCUUAUCAAGUGUAAUGGCAGUGGGAGGAUACCUAGUGAUCAUCAUUCAAUCGUACAUGACAGUUAUCGAAGAACAAUAUCCAAUUUAUGAUCGUCCAACUGCCGAUAAAUUUGACGAAUGAACCAACAAGCAUUAUUCUAUACUUUUCAUUUAUUUUACACUUUAUAAAUCACUUAUGCGUCCCCGCGAUCAUAGUUCAUAGACAAUUAGGUAUAUUCCACAACGAUAGUAUAUUGUAUAUUAUUGGAUAUGCCACUAAUCAUUAUUAAUUCUUUGAAAAAUUAAAAUCGAGAUUUUAUAAAAGUGACGUGAAGUUGAUUGAAAAUAUUGAUUUAUGAAAUUAUUAUUUUUUAGACUUAGUAAUGCAUACACGAGAAUGAGGUUAGUUUUAAAUUUUAAUCAAUAACAAUAAUAUGUUUUCGUAUCUACAUGCAUACCAUGAAUAAUAAAUAAAUUCUAAUACGCAAAAACGUCGUUGUAUCAAACAAAAACAAAUUAGGAUAAUACAAUAAUACUAUUCUUUGGUGUACGCCUCAUGACUCGUGCGUACACAAUUCUGUAUACACGAACGCGUACAAAGUUGCAUAUACAGCAGGCACGCUAUGAUGCAGUCGUUGUGUACGAAUGGUUUUUUAAUUCCAGUGGCUCGUCGAAACUCAAUACAAGUUAAGGUAGAUGCUAUUUGACUAUUAAAAUAUUGUUACGAUUGCACCGUUGUCAACUGGUACUUAAUAAACGUCUUGGAUAACGACUUUUUUUGAGAAAGACUAAGAUUUUGUUAAGGGGUUCGUUAUAGGCAAUUUUUAACAAAGUAAAUGCAUAAAUACGGCUAUAUUAUUUAACGAGACUGCCGUAACCAUGCGGAGAUUUGGUACCCUAAGUAUCUGCUGACAUUUUAGCUGUGUCAUUUAACGCAGUCACAUGGGGGGAAAUUCGGAAACGUAAUACCUUACAUUAUUAGGUUUCCGUUUUCAGUUGAAACGCUACACGUUGAACGGGUCGUUUGCAUUGGUGGCGUGCGUGUUGAUGUACAGAGACUGGGCCACUUCCGAAUCGUCGAUUCCGGAAAUCGCGUUCCGAAUUGUACCGCAUUACGUGCAGAUAUUGAUAACGAUAUUGGAGUGUACGAUACGACAUAUUGUAAUUCAUUGCCACACUUCCGGUGACUGUAAGACUUAUAAUCCAAACACCUCUUCCGGUCGUCAUCAAAAACAAUAUACUAUACGACGUUGCAGGCCGAACGUUGUCUGAUUGGUUUUACUGGGCGGUGACGUCUAUGUGUCUGUUUAGCAGCAACUGGUUACGUCUGCUGUAUCGCGAUGGCCUUUCCAUAAACCCGGAAAACAUACUCCAGGUAGGAUCAUAAAAAUAAUAUUAUGGUUGGUGGCCAGGGCCAAAGGAGGCGUUUUUGAUAAUUCUAUUACACUGUAUCGUCGAACAAAUAUAAUUUCAUUAAAAUAAACCAGUGAAUAAAUUGUAAAUUAUUCUAGCGCGGGUAUUCUGAUGCAAAGUUAUUCAAAUUAAAUUUUAAUAGCACACUGUAAUAAAAAAAUACACCAUACAUUUUCCGAGAGUCGUAGAAAAGAUAUUCGAUUUGGUUUUAGUGCUUAAAUUAAUAAUUUUUUUCUAGAAAAUUUAUAUACAUAUAAUAUGUAGGUAACACAUAAUUUCUUCGAAUGUGUGUUGGUACACGUUCGUUUGAUUUUAUCGACACAUUCGAAACACCCUCGGCUUUCGUUUAAAAUAUUUGAAUUAAUUUAAAAACAUUAAACCGAAAACAGCGAUUAGAUUUUUAAGUACAUAUAUUUAUAUUAUAUUUUAUGCCAUUGCACAUUCUAAAUCGAUUUAUAUAUUAUAUAUAUAUAUAUAUAUAUCGUGAACAAAGUAUUAAAGACUUCAUGGAUGAAAUAUCGUCAACUACUUAGUACCUACUAUUUAAUACUUGUACAGUUAUGUAUUAUACAGAUUGAUUCACCUAAAGCAUGCUCACCACCAUUGUUUUUAUUUAAUAAUGAUUAUACUUUAAGACCAUAUUUUUAAAUUCUUAAAUUGUUUGUACUACUUAAGAAGUUUCCUGCAGUAAUAUAAUCUUCUGUUUUUCAAAUGAGAUCACAAUUUUUUACUGUAAAUUAUUCGGCGGAUAUUUUUUCUGAAAAUCUUGAUGUAUCAAAAUCAAUAAGUAUUCAAACGAAUAGAUUUUUAGUUAUUAAAAUGCUUAUAUUAAGGAUAAAAGUCCAUAAAAAUGGUCUACAAUAGUAUAAAAUGUAUGUGAUAUCGGAUCUAGUAAUCUUUAAAUAUAUAUUAUUAUAUAUAUAACUAGCUGAUCCAGUGCAC